Protopolystoma xenopodis is the source of this 465-nucleotide messenger RNA. The record is from the annotation of a GenBank genome assembly. Lineage: Eukaryota; Metazoa; Platyhelminthes; Monogenea; Polystomatidea; Polystomatidae.
AUGGUUGGUGACUUCGGGGUUCCCACAAUGUCUAGCGUAACCAUAUCAACCGGAAAUUCUGACUCAGCAACUGCUGAAUAUAGUUAUUCUACGGCCAAUUUGAAAAGCAGCUGUCAGCCUGUUUUUCAUAUGGCUAACAUCAGCUCAGCCCUUGGGUCGUUGGCUCGCUUACCCAAACCACUGCCGCCUCCAAUUAUCGGAAAAAGAUCUUUAUUGGAGCAACAACCACAGCAGCACCAUCAUCAGCCACCAGGCGGAUUCGGUCAUUUGCCGCCAUCUGGACAACGGUGUCCUUUGUAUUGUCAAACUAAGUCAGCUACCCAAGUGGUCCGGCCACCAGACUCGGAGCUCGAUGUGGUGAGUCACGUCAUCGACGAUCCAGAUGGGCAGAUAUGUGUUGAGCUUGGCAAGCCAAGCAUAGUCAAUACUAUCCGUAUGCAGCUGUGGGAUAGAGAGCUCCGGUAG